Messenger RNA from Cordyceps fumosorosea ARSEF 2679, 1671 nucleotides. RefSeq names its product 5'-nucleotidase precursor. Gene Ontology annotation, biological process: nucleotide catabolic process. The record is from RefSeq and is a predicted model, not a curated record. NCBI's taxonomy places the organism in Eukaryota, Fungi, Ascomycota, Sordariomycetes, Hypocreales, Cordycipitaceae. Bases 1 to 1671 code for a protein of 556 amino acids. The transcript has 2 exons. Gene Ontology annotation, molecular function: hydrolase activity.
AUGAAGACGGCCGCCAUCCUCGCGACGCUCGGCGUUGCUUCGUGCGCUGUUGCCGAUGACGUUCUCUACAGCAAACGCCAUCUCUCCAAGCGCUUCAUCGACAAUGAUGGCAACUACAACAUGACCUUCAUCCACGUCAAUGAUAUCCACGCACAUCUGGACCAGUUCGCCAGUUCCGGCUCCGACUGCAAGGAUCCCACCAGGGGCUGCUACGGUGGUUACGCGCGCAUCAAGACCAAGGUCGAGGAGCUCCGCGAGACCUUCCCCGACCACCUGCUCCUCAAUGCCGGUGACGAGUUCCAGGGCACCCUCUUCUUCUCCUACUACGGCGGCGAGAAGAUUGCCGAGACGGUCAACGACCUCAACUUUGACGUCAUGACCCUCGGCAACCACGAGUGGGACAAGGGCGAUGAGGAGCUCGGCAAGUUUCUCAACAACCUGACCUUUCCCAUCGUGUCCUGCAACGUCAGGUCUGAGUACGAGGCCCUCAACAAGACGGUCAAGAACUACCACAUCUUUGACCAGCACAAGCUCGCUGUCAUCGGUGCCACGACCGAGACGACCAAGGGCAUCUCCAACGUCGGCACUGGAACCCACUUCCUCGACGUCACCACCGAGGUCCAGAAGGCCAUCUGGGAGAUCCGCAACACGACCGACGUCCGCCGCAUCGUCGCCCUCACCCACAUUGGCUACGAAGAGGACCAAAAGCUGGCGCAAAACACCGAGGGCCUCUCCCUCAUCAUUGGCGGUCAUAGCCACACUCUCGUCGGCGACAUGCCCGGCGCCGCUGGAAAGUAUCCUACCAUCAUCAAGGACCAGUCCGGCAAGGAGGUGUUUGUCGUCACCUCGUACCGCUGGGGCGAGUACCUCGGCUCCAUUGACCUGACUUUUGACAAGGAAGGCCGUGCGCUGUCCUAUCACGGCGCACCCAUCCACAUGACCAACACGACCAAGCUCGAAAAGUCGCUGCAGGACAAGGUUGAGGCCUGGCGCAAGCCCUUUGAGGAGUUUUCCAACCAAGUCAUUGGCACGACCAAGAACGAACUCGACCAAACUACCUGCCAAAAAGGAGAUUGCCUUCUCGGUCAGGUCAUGGUCGAUGCCAUGCUCGACUACCGCCGCAACCUCUCCAAGAAUGCCGGCGAGGAGCUGGCCGACUUUGCUUUCAUGAACGCCGGCGGCGUCCGCGCCACCAUCGCCGCCGGCAACAUCACCCGCGGCCAGGUCGUCACCUCCUUCCCCUUUGGCAACGCUGUCGUGCAGCUCAACUACUCUGGCAAGGAUCUGCGCAAGCUGAUUGAGGGCUGGGUCUCGCGCGAGAACCAGUUCAGCAAGAAGAAGACGUCGUCGUGGUUCCAAGUCUCCAAGGACAUCAAGAUUGAGUACAAUCCGGACAACGAGGUGGGCAGCAAGCUCAUUGGCGUCAGGAUUGGCGGUAAGCGGCUAGACGAGAACCGCACCGACUACCGCCUGGUGACUCUUGACUUUGUUGCCCGCGGCGGCGACAACCUGCUGGAGCCGAGGACCGAUUUUGCGGCCCUCGACGCCGACUCGGACGUUUUUGCGGCCUACGUCAAGGCCAACACGCCUCUGACCAACGAGCUCCAGGCGCGCGUGGUCACGACGGAUAGGAAGACGCCGCGACCACCUUGCAAGCCGCGGAAGGUGUAA